This is a messenger RNA of Colletotrichum destructivum, 855 nucleotides long. Its product is annotated as Putative spermidine/spermine synthase, polyamine biosynthesis domain-containing protein. Gene Ontology annotation, biological process: polyamine metabolic process. The record is from RefSeq and is a predicted model, not a curated record. The transcript has 4 exons. Gene Ontology annotation, molecular function: catalytic activity. The coding region runs from base 1 to 855 and encodes 284 amino acids. NCBI's taxonomy places the organism in Eukaryota, Fungi, Ascomycota, Sordariomycetes, Glomerellales, Glomerellaceae.
AUGGUAGAUGGCUGGUUCCGUGAGAUCUCCAACAUGUGGCCCGGCCAGGCCAUGACCCUCAAGGUCAAGAAGGUCGUCCACCACGAGAAGAGCCAGUACCAGGAUGUCCUCAUCUUCGAGUCCACCGACUACGGCAUGGUCUUGGUCCUGGACAAUGUCAUCCAGGCCACCGAGCGCGAUGAGUUCUCCUACCAGGAGAUGAUCACCCACCUCGCCAUGAACUCUCACCCCAACCCCAAGAAGGUUCUCGUCAUCGGCGGCGGUGACGGCGGCGUCCUCCGCGAGGUCGUCAAGCACGAGUGCGUCGAGGAGGCCAUCCUUUGCGACAUUGACGAGGCCGUCAUCCGCCUCUCCAAGCAGUUCCUCCCCAACAUGGCCGUUGGCUUCGACCACCCCAAGUCCAAGACCCACGUCGGCGACGGCUUCAAGUUCCUCGAGGAGUACAAGAACACCUUCGACGUCAUCAUCACCGACUCCUCCGACCCCGAGGGUCCCGCCGAGUCCCUGUUCCAGAAGCCCUACUUCCAGCUCCUCCACGACGCUCUCCGCGAGGGCGGUGUCAUCACUACCCAAGGUUCCGAGAACCAGUGGCUUCACAUGCCCCUUAUCUCCAAGCUCAAGAAGGACUGCAAGGAGAUCUUCCCUGUCGCCGAGUACGCCUACACCACCAUCCCCACGUACCCCAGCGGCCAGAUCGGCUUCAUGGUCUGCACCAAGGACGCCAACCGUAACGUCAAGGAGCCCCUCCGCAAGUGGUCCGCCGAGGAGGAGGAGAAGCUGUGCAAGUACUACAACUCGGAGAUCCACAAGGCCUCCUUCAUCUUGCCCAACUUUGCCAAGAAGGCUCUCGAGUAA